Messenger RNA from Debaryomyces tyrocola, 387 nucleotides. The record is from the annotation of a GenBank genome assembly. NCBI's taxonomy places the organism in Eukaryota, Fungi, Ascomycota, Pichiomycetes, Serinales, Debaryomycetaceae.
AUGGACCAAAAACAAUCCGAGUUAAUCGAAAAGUAUCAGGAGUCUAAACUUCGUAAGCAUGUAAAAGAUGAUGAGGGCUAUGAAUCUGAAAGCGAGGAUGAUUUAUUGGAGUUAUUAGAGGAUGAAGAAGAGAUAUCAAAAUAUAGAGAGGCAAGGAUUCAACAACUAUCAAAGGAAUUUAAAAGAAUUGACGACGAAGAGACUGAAAGAAACGGAUCCUUGGGAAGCGUAAUAGAAAUUAAUGACGAGAAACAGAUAAUGGAAAUGGUAACUAACUCUGAAUUAACCUUGGUUCAUUUUUAUCAACCUGAGUUCGACAAAUGCAAAAUCAUGAACAGCAGAUUAGCAGUACGUAAACGGAAUUUUGAAGCCAUUUUUAAGACAUGA